UCACGUACACUCCGCUGUGUUGCGGCUCAAUGGCUUCGAUUGCAGUAUGUGUGUCCUAUCAAAUGCGAGCAUAAUACAAACUACUUGCAAACAGCAUGAAACAUUGCAAAGACAACAAACGCAGGAGCAACUUAUGCCAACACACAAUAUAGAACAGAAAUAUAAGGAAAGCACAAGUGGUUCCACAACAUCGAAUCCAAUUAAAAUAUCCGUAACAAUACCGAUGCCAACAACAGUUGGUGCAGCCUCUGAAGAAAAUCAAAAAUCAUUACCUCGACUAAAUCUAUCACCAAUCUAUUUGCAACCGCCAACCGAAUACCCUGGUCUCAAUAUAACUGCAGUUAGUGGCUUAAGCGCACAUCGUGGUUCUACCCUUUCAAACUCCUUCAAUUGUCUAAGCACAAAUUACAUGUACAAUAGUACUGGCAGCACAACAUUAUUUGGUCAUGAAACUGGUACAGGUAUGAGACGAUUCAAUCAAACUUCCCACUCUGAUUCACACUUGGAGACACAAGCGCAUUCCAAAAACAUUUUCAAUUUCAACCACGACUUCAUGCUGCAACCGCAAGAAACCACUACAGUCUGCAAUACUAGACGACCACCUUUAUCACCAUACCGGGCACGUAGCCCUUCACCAUUUCCAAGUUCAAUGGAUACACCGCCUUCAUCACCACUUACACCAGUUGGUGUGCUUUAUAAUUUACCUUCUUUUCUACUCACGCCAAUUUUACACUGGCUUUAUACCGAAUCAUUGUUGCCAGAGAUGGAUGAGGAUGUUUGCGAGAAAUUAAUCAAUUUUGCUGAAACUCAACCUUCGCUAACAAAAAUGGUAGAACCCACAAGGAAAUAUCUCAAAUUGAUAAGGCUCAAGAAAUUUGUUAUUAAUAUUAUAAUGGACUUGCAUGGUAUUUUAAAUCGCAUUAUACAAACAAUUAAUCCCGUCACCAUAUCAAAUGAACCCGCCACGUUAUAUGCGACCUUUCAGGAUUGUUUAAGAGAAUGUGCAAUUGGAUGUGCCAAAGUUUUGCAGUUUUGCAAUAUAUUCAUAAAGGAUGCGGCUGAUAUAUCGCGAUAUCAGAAGAAUGAGAUUAUUAAAUAUAUACGCACACGUAUACCUAUUUUUAUGUCUCAAGUUCAGCAAUUACUUAGAAAUAUUUUAAAUGUUUUUAUUAGUUUAACUGCUGAGGAAAAAGCGGAUUUAGUCAACUAUUUAGUACCUGAAAUUGAAACCACAUUAUUAAGUUUAACUAAUGUGAUAGAGGAAAUCAAAAACUCUCUUGAAAAAAUGUGCAAAGACUUAAAAUGCUCACAUUUAGAUUUAUCGAAAAAGCAAAAAACGGAUGAAGUCGUAGCUAUGCAAAUACAAAAUAAUACAUUUAUAACCGCCAGUAGUAAUUUAGAUGAGAAUAGUGUCACGAAUUUGUUUAGUCAGCCACCAUUGUCACCACGUCCCAGGCGUGGUCCACCAGUGUGUCUUGCGCUUUACGAUAAUCCAACGGAAAAGCAGCGCCUAAUGUCUGCAGAAAAUGAUCUCAAAUUCGUGCUGUACAUGUACGAAGUUCGAAAGAUGCGUGACAUUUAUGGCAGAAUAUCUGCGGCUCUAGAUAUUAUUAGAGAUAAAAAAAUAAUUUACUGUGAAAUGGAUUACUUAAGUAAAUGUAGCACCAUUAAUCAAAAUCUAGAACAAUUAAUUGUAGAUCUACCGGCUUAUAUAUUAAUUGUGGAAAAUCUGUCGGACCGCUUAGAUGAAAAAUUGGGUUGGAAAGAAUUUAAAUUUUGCUUUAAAUUGGCAACUAGUCAAAUAAAUGGAGUUAUAGUCAAGUUAUUCGACCAUAAAUCCGCGCUUAAAGAUCCUAUCAAUGAAGUUUGUCGAAUUGUUAAGAAACAAGAAUUUACACAGUCACUUUUGGAAUUGGGACUAUUGGAACCAUCAAAUAUUCUGCAAAAUGAAUUAAAACUAGCGGGCUAUGAAAGCAGUCUGGAAAUGAAUGUAGAUGAUGUGACAAUACAACGCAAACCAACUGCUUAUGAUUAUAGAAAUGUUAAGUUAAACUUAAUACGUCAUCUUUGCGAGCCACCGAUAGCAGCACAUAGUAACUUGUCAAAGAAUGCUUUACGUUUACUGCACUCUGCACAAUUAUCUGAUAUGGAAUUUGAAGUCCAGACUUAUAGUGCAAACACUCAAGUACCAGGUAUUACUGUUUUAGGAAAAGAGGAGCUUGAAGUGCAACAAAUGCGUGGACAUUUAGAGCAAACACCAGUGGCACAACGUGCAACAAUGCAAUUGCAUACGUUCAGAGCGCAUCGGGUUAUUGUUUCCACAAGAUGUGAAUGGUUUAAGAAGGCACUCUUAUCGGGUAUGCAAGAGAGUAUUACCAGAAAAAUUGUUAUAACUGAUACAACGCCUGUUAUAUUUCGUCGUUUGCUGCUUUAUUUAUACGGUGCUCCUAUAGACAAAACUGUUGGAGCUGAACAAAUUUGUGAAUUGAUGUUGUUAGCUGAUCGUUAUUCAAUUGAAGAUCUUAAGGAACUUUGUGAAAACACACUAAAUUCACUAAUCGAUGAGGAUUCCGUAAUGUGUUUACUGGGUAUAGCGGAUCAUUAUAUGGCUGGAGUACUUAAAUCAAAUUGUCUUUCAUUUUUGUCACAACACUCAGUUUUAACAAAAUCUGAAAUGUUUAAGGAAUUGCCACAAGCCUUACAAUUGGAAGUUAUGGACUUAAUACGUUGGUAUGGUCGUGUAUCAGAACCAUGGAGUGAUGGUUUUAAAUCGCGUAGUGGUUCUCGUCAUAGCUUGAAAAGUCCAUCAAAACCACGUUCAAGGUCUCGCAAGUCUUCGCCGUCUUACAUUUGACGCUGACUGAUAUUUAUUCGAUUACUUCUACACUAAACUGGAAUUGGCUAAUGCACGCAACUGUAAGCAAUGGAAUUUGUCGUAGCGUUCAUAUUAUAAAUUGCUACACUCAUAUCAAAUGUUUCUGCUCCAUUUGGAUUGCGAGCUAAGCAUAAAUACUCCUUUUCUACGUUUAUUAAAAUAGUUAAAAUAGUUUUUAAAUAUAUGUAAA
Molecule: messenger RNA, 3065 nt
Organism: Teleopsis dalmanni
Lineage: Eukaryota; Metazoa; Arthropoda; Insecta; Diptera; Diopsidae
Exons: 14
Coding region: 47-2854 (935 amino acids)
Biological process (GO): regulation of proteolysis; proteasome-mediated ubiquitin-dependent protein catabolic process
Cellular component (GO): cytoplasm; nucleus
Molecular function (GO): ubiquitin protein ligase binding
Source: RefSeq, a predicted model, not a curated record